Thlaspi arvense is the source of this 186-nucleotide messenger RNA. NCBI's taxonomy places the organism in Eukaryota, Viridiplantae, Streptophyta, Magnoliopsida, Brassicales, Brassicaceae. The record is from the annotation of a GenBank genome assembly.
AUGGAACUUAAUAAGACCCUAAAGUGGGGACCUGAAGUUACCCAACAACAGAACACCAAAGUCUGUGUCACAGAGAUCACACAUGACAGUUAUGAGGAAAAGAAGAUUCUUUUGGAGGAAAUCUCAGAAACAUUGAGAAAACAAGCCCUCAUGCUUAAGACAGAACCAUGUGCAACUCUGUUCUAG